AUGUCUAAUUGGAGUUCUGAUCAUGAAGUUGAUGAAAUGGUAGAGGAGGAAGUUGAUAGUAUAGUGGAAGGGAUUCAGUACAACUACACUCAAGAGAAACAACCACCAGCUCCAAUAUUCCAAAGAGUGCACAUAAAUAGAAACCGCGAAGAAGGCCAUACUCAACUAUGGAAUGAUUAUUUUAGUGAGAAUCCGACUUACACUCCUGCUAUGUUCCGCCGUUGCUUUAGAAUGAACAAACCAUUGUUCGAAUGCAUAGUCAGUACUAUUGAGAAUGGAGUCCCGUACUUCAGACAAAGACGAGAUGAUACUGGAAGGCUCGGUCUUUCUGCACUUCAAAAAUGUUCUGCAGCUAUCCGUAUGAUGGCAUACGGUGUUCGGCAGAUUUGA
This is a messenger RNA of Camelina sativa (false flax), 390 nucleotides long. The record is from RefSeq and is a predicted model, not a curated record. NCBI's taxonomy places the organism in Eukaryota, Viridiplantae, Streptophyta, Magnoliopsida, Brassicales, Brassicaceae.